Molecule: messenger RNA, 3657 nt
Organism: Dothidotthia symphoricarpi CBS 119687
Lineage: Eukaryota; Fungi; Ascomycota; Dothideomycetes; Pleosporales; Dothidotthiaceae
Product: protein STU1
Exons: 4
Coding region: 52-3657 (1201 amino acids)
Biological process (GO): astral microtubule depolymerization; mitotic spindle assembly
Cellular component (GO): microtubule organizing center; mitotic spindle midzone; spindle microtubule
Molecular function (GO): microtubule binding
Source: RefSeq, a predicted model, not a curated record
CGUACCCCGCGUCCACUUUACUAACAACAGUUUUUUGUCCGCUCGCUCAUCAUGGAGGAGCAAACGGCGACGCUUCUCGCGGCGCUAAAGAAGCCUUCGACCAACGUCGACCAGCGCCUGCAGCUGUUCAACAACCUCAAGUCCGGCAUCAAGCACAAUCGCGUCCCCGAGAGCUGCCAGGCGGAUAUUUUCGAGUGCAUCCGCAUCGCCAUUACUGCUGCGACUUCGGCUGCGCUGGUUACGACGGGCUUCUCGACGCUCAGCCACUUCAUCAAGCGCCUGCAGCUGCAAAAGGAGACGCAGAUUAUCACCUCACAGGCCUCGACGCUAUGCGCCAUCCUUAGCGACCGCCUGGGCGAUGCGCGCGAGGGCCAUCGCAGCGCCGCGUCGCAGAUACUCGCCGAGCUGCACUAUCUGAGCCAUGCGGAGGUCGACGAGGUCAUCCACAACGCCAUCGCCGGGAGCAAUGCGCGCGCCAAGGAGACGUCGAUGACGUGGAUUGUCAAGAUGAACAAGCAUGAGAGCGUUCCCUUCAAGACAUACGUGCCGUUCCUCGUGGCGAACCUCGAAGACGCCGACGCAGUAGUGCGCGAGACGGCCAAAAAGGCCGUGGUGGAACUGUUCCGGAGCGCGCCCGAACACGCAAAGGCAAACCUCAAGAAGCAGCUCGCCACCCACAACGUGCGCAAGACCAUCGCAGCCUACAUCACUUCCCACCUCGACGACGACGCCAUGUCCAAAGACGCCGAACUAGCACCACCACCGCCGCCAGAGCGCCCUAUUACUACCAAGAAGGCAGUGCCGCGACACACGGAGCCUAGCUUUACAGAGGCUGAGCUGCCCCCGCCAGUCGAGACCGUAUCCAUGGACCCUAUACACCUAUACACGCAGCGCGAGAUGGAGGACAUGUUCCGGGACAUGGGGCCUGCAUUCGAGGGGAGAGAGAGCGAGGGGAACUGGCUCGCCCGAGACAAGAACGCCACGAAGCUGCGGCGCAUAUUGAAGGGCAACGCGCCGACCGAGUUCCACAGCGCGUUCAUCGCCGGCAUCAAGGGGCUGCUGGACGGAAUCUUGAAAGUGGCCAACACCCUACGAACCACAAUGUCCACGAACGGAUGCCAGUUGGUCCAGGAGCUCGCAAAGACACUCGGUCCCGCCAUCGACCCCUGGGUGGAGAUCCUGCUCCAGUCUUUCGUCAAGAUGUGCGCGGCCACCAAGAACAUCGCAGCCCAGAACGGAAAUAUCACAGUGGACGCCAUCAUCUCAAACGCUUCUUACAACAGCCGCCUGCUACAGCAUGUCGCCUUCGCCGCGCAGGACAAGAACGUGCAGCCACGGUCACAUUCUGCUACCUGGAUCAAGACGUUGAUUCGAAAGCACAAGGGCCAAAUCGACCACUCGGGGGGGCUGGAAACACUCGACAAGAUCAUCAAGAAAGGCGUCACUGAUGCUAACCCGAAAGUGCGUGAGGCAUAUCGAAGCACGUACUGGACGUUUGCGCUGGUAUGGCCACAAAGAGCUGAAAUCAUGUUCGAAACGUUUGAGAAGCGAGAAAAGACUGCCCUGGAGAAGGAUCCCAACAACCCAGAUACUUCACUUGCCUCGUCCCAGAGCAGCGCGGCCACAUUCUCGAAAUCCGUCGGCGCUGGAGCUGCACGAACCGCGCUGAAAGAGAAGAUUGCAGAACAACGGAGGGCCAAGUUGGCAGCUAGCAGCAAGGGUGUUCCUGAACGGCCCAUGUCUGCUGCUGCGACUUACUCACCUCCAAAGUCGGUACUAGCCAAGUCUUUAGGUGCGAGGACUACUUCGACGACAUCCAUAGCAUCUGCAGGCACUGCACGGCCGCCUUCCGCCAUGUCAGGAGAGUCGACCAAGUCAGCACUGAAAAGCUCCACGGGUACUGGUUCGCUGAUGAGCGGAACUGUACGUCGACCCAUGCGCCGACCCGAGCUUGUCAGACCGGCGACGGCCGAUCCAUAUGCGGCUCGACGUGCCGGUAAGGAUGUUCCGUCGAUGACACCAGAGAAGACGCCAGCUGUAGUCGCAACAAAGAAACCUGCUGUGCCGAAGAGCAUCGCUCGACCGCGGUCCCAAACUCAAAAUAGUCCAAAUGUCAGCCCUGUCCGGAGUAAAUCCCGUAUUGCAACCCACCGCAAGACUCCUAGUAUGAGCUCCCAACGGGAUAGCCCAGCUACGAGCCCUGCGAAAGAUUCAGACAUGGCAGAGAGGAAACGAUUUUCUCGAUCACAAAGCCACCAUGAUGCGGGUACCAUCCCUUUCAAGCAUAGGAAUGGGAUGGAGAAGGGUGCCGUUGGUGAUAAUGAUGUAAUCGACACUGGAGAUGAGGAUAACUUUACAAUGGUCAUUCCAAAUCUGGCACGCCCCCCAGCCCAGCCGAUGCACCAUACCCCACCCAAGACGUUUUCUGGACGCAUACCAAUACCAAGCCCACGGACGUCACUGCUCAAACGGCCCAAAUCUAUCGGCGAUCUCAACCCCAUCAUUCUUCGAGGAACUCAGAGUCCGCGAAUCAGGUCGCCAGAUCGACCGAGUACGCGGGGUACCGACGCCCAGGAAGAAGUUCAGGUUUAUGAAGAUCCUUUUGUGGGCGACGAGCCAGCAUCUGCUGGACACCAAGCUAACAAGCCGGUGCUGGAGGAGCUCCCCAUCAACGAAAAGAGCAACGAGCGACGGCGCAGUUCGGACCUAGCAGAUCAUGUCAUGAUGGACGAUGCAGGUGAAGAACGUCCUCGAGGCCACCACAAAACCACAAGCACAGGCAACGUGACGCGUGCCGAGAACACCGACACCAACAACGCCGAAGCACUCAAGAACAAACAGCUGCUCGUAAGCGGCAUCAAGAAGAUCGAAGCCCGCACAGUAGAAGCCCACAUGUUCCGCCGCAUGCAAGACGUAGUAAAAUCGCACCCAGACAUCUGGAUCCCCAACGACGAAAACUUCACCCGCCUCCUCACCUCCUCGCUCGCGUACCUCGAAGCGCCCGUCGAAAACCUACAAACCUCGCCCCUGAAAGCAGUCAACCUAAAAGUCCAAGCCCUAGCCACAAUCCGCGCCCUCCUCUCCAUGUACCGCAGGGAAACAGCAAAAUACUCCUCACAAGUCCUCACCUCGCUGCUGCACACAAAAGCCCAGUACGAGAAUACAUCGCACAUCGCCAUCGACCUCGAGACCACGGCCGCGGAGAUCGUGAAAUACGGACACACGCUAGACUGCCUCGACGCUGUCCUCGCUCUUGUAGAACACACGCCCACUUCCCCACCGAUGUCCUCCUCAUCCCUGAACUCGAAAUCUUCCGUCACGCUUAUACCCACGCCGAGUGCGACCCGCACAACGACAAUGGCCCUCGCCUCCCUCGCUGCUCUCGUUAACGUCACGCGUCAGAAAAAUCUGCCCCUCCCUGCUGAGCAGACGGCGCGCCUGGGUAGGCUGGCUGUUCGCUGCAUGGACGACGCUGAUGCGGAUGUGAGGAAGGCGGAUGUCGAGUUCUGCAUCGCGCUGCAUGAGCGGAUUUCUAAGGGGUUGGGCGAGAAGGGUGGGGCUGAGGGUGGUGGUGGGUUUUGGAGAGCGGUGGCGGGCGCGAGGGAACAGCAUUUAAAUCUUCUUACGUAUUAUUUGGCGAAGAGGGGGGUUGCUUGA